CCAGGUUAACGAGGCUCACAUUGCAAGUCUGGAGUGGUUUUGCUCUCUAGAGAAACCCCUUUCUCCUAGAUGGGAAUAAAUACCUGAUGUUUGGAUGGGUCAGUAGGUCCAGAAGCAUCUGCCUGCUCUUCUGGCAGGCUGGCUCUUGCCUCGCUGGGGUUGGAAGAUCCUUUUCUGGGGUUUUUCAGCCCGCGUGCAGAAAGAGAUGAGCAGGUCUGCCAAACCAACCACUAAAUGUCACCCGGUGCCUUUGUAGCUCUGUUUUCUAUAACUUUGGGGUUGUGUUUCCUUUCCCACCUUUCCUGCCCUCCAAUUAGUUUAGUCGCAUCCCGGUUUCCAAAGGGACAAUCUGAGUGUCUCUUGGAAGUGACUUCUUGAAGAGAAGGAGUGAAGGAAGACCAAAUAGAUUUCUUGAGUUGUUUGGAACAUUUUCCGUCCUUUCCCCUCAAAGGGCUCAUUUCUAACCCUUUGUGUCCAAAGAGACUCCCAGGCUUUUUGGCACUUGCUUGCUCCACAGAGCAGAGAAACAGUGGUGUGCUCCAAACCUGGGCUGAAAAAACACUGGGCUUACAGAGAAAUUGGUAACAGGGAGCAGGUGGCGAUGCUGGAAUAGGUUUGGGUGGGGAGUGGCAGUGACCAAGGCUGGAAAACACCUUCCAAGUGCCUGAAGGGAGGAGGUAAGGGUGGAAAGGACCUGGUUUUGUUUUAUUUGCUAAGAAUCACAACUCUGACGAUCCUACUAGGAAUAUUCUGGGAGAUCGCAGAGUUAAAAGUGUCUUGUUUGGGAGACUUUAGUACCUUAGAAGAAUAUGGCUCAGCUUUGAGUAGAAAAGGCUUCUUGCUACUAUCAGAUGUUUCUUCCCUUGAUGUGAGCUCAUUUUCCCUGGCUUAAUUCAGCAGAAGCUACGUCAAGUUUCACUUUUGGGCUGGCCGGCACGUCGAACGCUCUAUUUUGCAAUCUUACUCUGCAUGCCGAGCGUUCGGAGGCUCGCGCUUCUCCUCGCAGACCUCUCACUUGGACAGGAGCUUGCAAAGCUGAGCUGGAGGAGUGAAAAACCUCAGAGAAAUCAGAUUUACUGACUGCUGGGUUGCCACCGUUCGAGCGAGGUGGUCCUCUCACCUCUCCUGCUAUGGCUGGGGAAAUUAUUUAUGCUGACCUGGAUGUUGGUCCCGCAAAACGCUGCAGGGAACAGCAUUCACUUCCUCAGCCCGACAGAUCGGGCUGUCCCCAGCGGUACCGAACUGCUCUCUGGGCCAGCUGUCUCGGAAACCUCCUCCUCGGAGUGGCGGUGUUAGCGAUGGGACUUUGGCUUUCAGUUUUCCACCAGCAGUUGGGGAACUCAGGAAGCCACAGAAACGUGAGCGGGAACGUAGGAGAUGGCAACACCACCCUGGAGAAAGGCUGCUUGGAGCUGAGGAAAAGUCUCUGCUUGUCACAGUUGCAAGAGGGUGAGGGGUGCAAGCUCUGCCCCACGGGCUGGAUGCUGCACGGGAGCAAGUGUUACUGGGUUACCGACAUGAUCAAGUCGUGGAGCAAGAGCCAGGACGACUGCAGGAAUCGGGGGGCCGAGCUGGUGAUGCCGGGGGACCAGGAAGAGCUGGCUUUCCUAAACAAAAUCCUGCAGAAACCCAAACGCUACUUCUGGAUCGGCCUCUCCAUCCCCUCCGCCGGGAAGGGCUGGACCUGGCUGAACGGCUCCCGCCUGGACCAGAGCCGGUUCCCGUUGAGCCCCUGGGAUGAAGGCAGAAGGUGCGGGGUGCUGAGGGGGGACAGGAUUCAUCUCCGAAAACUGCAGCUCGGGAUUGCAGGGGAUCUGCCAGAAAGAAGCCACCCAGCUCUGAGCCGGGGGGGCCACAAGCUGGUCUGUGGCCGGGAGAGACGCUCGGGGACGGGCCACGAUCAGGCCCUCGAGGUGCCUGGGCAUAGAGGCGAAAGGACACACAGAAGAGCUCUGGGCAGGUGCUGCGCUCUCCCUCCAGCGUAUGGCCUGGUGGUGGCUGUGCUCGUGGCUGUGAUCCUGGCUUUGGCCAUUGCUCUUGCUGUACAGUCGGCAGGCAGACGUGAAGGUCAUCUAGCUCCGGUGCUGGGUUGUCCUGACAACUGGGUUGGGUACCGCAACGUCUGCUACUACCUCUCGACGGAGGAGGGGAGCUGGGUGUGGAGCCAGGAGCAGUGCUCCUCACGUGGGGCCUCGCUGGCUGUGCUCCAGAGGGAGUGGGAAAUGGAGUUUCUCUCGCGCCUCAAAGGCAAAGAUGAUUUCUGGCUUGGGCUGCGGAGACAGGGCGAGCGCCUGGAGUGGGUGGAUGGCAGCAGCUUCACCCAGAUGAUCCUGGUGCGGGGCCAAGGAGCGUGUCUGUAUUUGAAUGACAAUGCUUUAGUGAGUUCAAGCUGCUCACAGCAACGGCCAUAUAUGUGCAGCAAGCACUAUGCUCAGAGUGACAGAGAAGACCUUCUCGUGCUGAGCACUCACAGCUUCACCUCGUCCGCCAGCGCAGGCAGGGACUGGCCAGUCACACCCGCUUUUGUGCGGUAG
Molecule: messenger RNA, 2534 nt
Organism: Grus americana (Whooping crane)
Lineage: Eukaryota; Metazoa; Chordata; Aves; Gruiformes; Gruidae
Exons: 12
Coding region: 1131-2534 (467 amino acids)
Source: RefSeq, a predicted model, not a curated record